CCUCGCCCCGCGUGACCGCGCCGCCGCCGCCGCCAUGCCGCUGCUCAGCGUGCCCAGGGACGUGGCCGUGGGGACGGCCUUGCUGGGGGUCGCCUUCGCGACGGGGCUGCUAGCAGGUAAAAGAUACCCUUCUUUAGGUUUGGGGUUAUCCAAAUCACCUAAGUCUGUUCUUGGAAAAAGCAGCCCUCUCUGGCACUACAUACUGGAUCACUCUUUGCGGGAGCACCCCCUUCUAAAGAAGCUGCGACUGCUCACCGCAGAUCAUCCCUGGGGUAGAAUGAUGGUGUCCUGUGAUCAGGCUCAGCUUAUGGCAAAUUUGGUCAAACUUAUCAAAGGCAAGAAAGUUAUUGAAAUAGGUGUUUUCACAGGAUAUAAUACCUUGAAUAUGGCACUUGUCUUGCCAGAUAAUGGCAGAGUUAUUGCCUGUGAUAUAAACGAGGAGUAUGUCAAAAUUGGAAAGCCACUGUGGAAAGAGGCAGGUGUAGAGCAUAAAAUUGACCUACGAAUUAAGCCAGCAAUUCAAACACUUGAUGAACUAUUGGCUGGUGGAGAAGCAGAGACCUUUGACUUUGCUUUCAUCGAUGCUGAUAAGGAAAACUACAAUGAAUACUAUGAAAAAUGUUUGCGCCUCAUAAAGAAAGGAGGAAUAAUAGCUAUUGAUAAUGUUCUUUGGGGUGGAAGGGUGCUAAAACCAAGAAAGGAUGACUUGGAAACCCAGACCAUUCACCUCCUCAAUGAGAAGCUUCUCAGAGAUGCACGAGUCAAUAUCAGCAUGAUCCCAAUGGGAGAUGGAGUGACAUUAGCAUUCAAGUUGUAACCACAGAAAGCCCAGCAGAUGGGAAACAGCAAGCAGCAUCAAAUCAUCAGGAAAAAUAAAGGCGAAACACUGUCAAAAAUUAUCAUUUAACCUAUGUCUCCACAGGAUAAUGUAGCCUGGGAAAGCAGAUUUUAGAAUCAGCAGGAUCCCUAAGGGCAGCUAACUUGAGGAGACUUAGAAUGGCUUCUUAUUUUAAUUACAAUAAAGAAAGGAAACUUGCA
This is a messenger RNA of Rhea pennata, 1038 nucleotides long. It is a transcript of the gene COMTD1, whose product is annotated as catechol-O-methyltransferase domain containing 1. Lineage: Eukaryota; Metazoa; Chordata; Aves; Rheiformes; Rheidae. Gene Ontology annotation, molecular function: S-adenosylmethionine-dependent methyltransferase activity; O-methyltransferase activity. The coding region runs from base 35 to 817 and encodes 260 amino acids. The record is from RefSeq and is a predicted model, not a curated record. The transcript is spliced from 7 exons.